AUGGUGGUAACAAGAUCCCACAAGACGUUCAAUGACGAUGAACCUUUUGUUUCUGAUGAAAUAAAGGCCAAGAAAGAUCUAAUCAUCAAUAAGCAAGAAGAAUCUGAGUCUGACAGUGAAGACGAGGCUCCUGAAGAGGAGUCAAUUUCGGACUCAAAGAAAAAUGCACUAGCAAGGCAAAAAGCUGAAGAGGAAUUACUGAAGCAAAAACGUGCUGCUGCUAAGGCCAAACACAGAGAAGUUGAAGAAAAGAGAAAGAUCACUAAACUCGAAAAGGAGCUAAAAGAGCUAGAAAAGAAGCGUAAGGAAUUGGAAGGUAUUUCUGAAGACCUUCCGGAGGAACUUCCCGAAGAUUUGCUUGAAGACAUUGAUUUGGAUAAGCCUGCUCCAAGUAAGAUUGUUUUCAACAAUGAAGAAGAGGAAGAAAAGAUUCAGAAAGCAAAUAAAAGGAAGAACAGACAGGAAAGAUUGCAAAAGCUGAGGGAAUUGAAAGGCAAAACCGAGAAACAAGUUUCCGGAGGGAUCCACGUGAAAGUUUUGGGUGACAAUAAGAAAACUACGAAUUUCAGUAGCAAAGAUAUUGCCACAAAGAAAGAUCAGUGGUUGAUGAGAAAGCGUAUACGUAGAGAGUAA
Molecule: messenger RNA, 633 nt
Organism: Pichia kudriavzevii
Lineage: Eukaryota; Fungi; Ascomycota; Pichiomycetes; Pichiales; Pichiaceae
Exons: 1
Coding region: 1-633 (210 amino acids)
Biological process (GO): rRNA processing
Molecular function (GO): snoRNA binding
Source: RefSeq, a predicted model, not a curated record